CUCGCCGAUUUUUGCCCUCUUUACCUUUGCUCUUUUCAAUUCACGCUCUGAAUUCGUUCUUUUUUUUUUUUUUAAAAAAAAAUGGUCUUGUACUUUACGUCCAAUGUCGUCGACCCGCCCGCCAUGGUAUACAUGGGCAAGGAUAAGUUUGAGAACGAGGACCUGAUAAAGUACGGAUGGCCUGAGGAUGUCUGGUUCCACGUCGACAAGCUCUCCUCUGCCCACGUAUAUCUGCGUCUUAGCCAUGGCCAAUCCUGGGAAACGAUCCCGCAGGAGCUGCUCGACGACAUGGCGCAGCUCGUAAAGGCGAACAGUAUCGAGGGCAACAAAAAGAACGACAUUACAGUUAUCUACACGCCCUGGGCAAACCUGCUGAAGCGCGGUGAUAUGGCGACCGGCCAGGUGAGCUUCCACAACCCGCGGCAGGUGAAGCGUGUGCACGUAAAGCAGCGCGAGAACGCGAUUGUGAACCGGUUAAACAAGACCAAGCGCGAGGAGCACCCAGAUCUGCGUCAGCAAAGGGCUGACAGGGACAAGGAUGAGAAGCGCGAGCUGAAGAGGGUGUAUGAGAAGAAGCGUGCAGAGGAGCUCAAGAUUAUUAAAGAGCGCAAGAGUGAAAAGGAAGCGCGCAGCUAUGACGCGGUGUUCAAGAAGGCUGAGAUGAGUGGCAAGAAGAAGAAGAGCGCUGUCGCCGAGGAUCUGUUUGGCGAUGAUGGAGACGACGACAGUGACGACGCCGUUCCAACCCGGCAUGCCGACGAUUUUGCGGACUUUUUCUAGAUACACUUGUUUACUCAGCCAGGAGCCACUGUGCUUGCUAAACUAAAAACAAAAAAGCUCUUUAUUUCAUAGUUGCGUAUGCUUAUCGAAUAUCGUACAACCGGACCGUGGAGUUUGUCAGGGUUGCCAGAGUGGUCUUUUGGUUACCCGUAUCCGACAGCCCCCACUGGCAC
Messenger RNA from Linderina pennispora, 953 nucleotides. Its product is annotated as cytoplasmic protein. NCBI's taxonomy places the organism in Eukaryota, Fungi, Kickxellomycota, Kickxellomycetes, Kickxellales, Kickxellaceae. The record is from RefSeq and is a predicted model, not a curated record. The transcript has a single exon. Bases 82 to 780 code for a protein of 232 amino acids.